AUGAUUCGAUACAAGCCUACACGCAUUGCUCUGGGCGAUGAGGAUCUCCGCUACCAUCUGGAAAGGCUGCUUAUUCGCCAUUCUCGCAUGGCCGAGUGGCAUCGGCAAGACCUCGACCGUGACAGUUAUAGUGAUGAUAGUGUAGCCUUCUUGGGUUCGGAUUUCUUUUCGCCCUACAACCUCUCUCCGGGCGGUUCCGUCUGCAGCUCGGGCCUGGACUCUCCUAGUCAAGGUUCCUGGCAGUCAGAUCAAGACUCUGAAGUUGGCCAUUCAGGAUUAUCCUCCUUGUUCAAUGAACCAGAUGACUCAUUGGCUGUGUUGGUGCAAGAUGAGACGCGGACCAUGAGCACCUGCUCAUCAGGUCUCUGUGGGCCCCUGUCCGGAAAGUCCUCUCGAACAGGUGAAGAGCACCAUGUGACAGAGACUACGCAUCAGCUCUCAUUGAGGACUAUUGACAGCAGUCAACUCUCCGGUCAAUCACCGGGAAAGCGGGGCCUUGAAAGGCUACAUCCUCAUUCACUGACCUGCCAACCUCUCACUAUAGCAACCGUACCAUCGAUCAAUAUCCUCGCUAGUGUUUUCUCGAAGAAUGGUGGAAGGUGCUCGAUUGUACCACAUCGUCACUCACUUUCUCACCCGCUUCUCCUCGGCGCCAGGGAACUGAAUCGAGAAACUCUUUCCUGCAGCACUCAGUUGGCGGGUGGCUCGCUGAAUUUCAUAGACACCUCGAAUGAAGUAGAGAAUCUGAGACAGACGUGGUCGAGAUUUAAAGUGCAAGAUUCGGAUCUCCGUCCGAGCCUUGAUCUCGAGAUCCGCUCAGGAUCCACAUGUGUUAAUCUAGCUGCACAACAAACACAAUUAGUUGACUUUCUUGCACGACCCUCUUCCAGACCAAAGGCGGCGCUGGAGGUGAUCAAGAUGCCCGUUGCAGAUAUUUCGACCAGGAAGACACGCGGCCAGCGGGCCAACCUCUCGUUGCCGGGGUCUGCUGCCGUCCAUCACAAUGGCCCUGGUGAAAGAUCGGCUGCAGAGAUUACAAAAGCUCCAGUAGCACUUCCCACUAGAGUGCAGAACAGUGCGAGGCCAAGGUCCACCGGGGCACAUCGGUCCAACCCCAUUCGAAGAGCUCCUAGGAAUAUAGUCUCGCAUGGUACGCAGACUGAGACUGAGCAGCUGUCAUUAUUACCUGAGCAAGACCAUGGGGGAACGGUAACACAUCAGGCUGUGAAUUCCUCGCUAGCUGCUCCAGCAGAGGGGGUCCAAAAGCAUGGCCAUGAACACAAUCCUCCGCAAGAACACAUGGUGCGGGAGGCGCCCGCCAUUUCAGGGCUACUUCGAAAUAUGAGUUUUCAGAAGAGUCAGAACGCCAAUAGAAUCAAUUUAAUUGCUUCUAUGCCAUCGGCAAAUCCACCGGUACCCGGUGGUAGAGGAAGCAUGGCAGCUCCACAUGACCACCGCUCCGAACCAUGCAUGGAUACCCGAGCGUCGGUCAACCCGUAUCUGAAGGAGGCCAUGGAGUUCGAUAGCUACGUCACCUUCAUGACGGAUGAGUUAUACGAGAAAGUUGAGGUUGAUAUCAAGGACUAUGGCCCAACAAUUCUAGGUUUAACCCAGCAAUUAAGCUCGCAGGGUAAUUGUUGA
Molecule: messenger RNA, 1641 nt
Organism: Aspergillus luchuensis
Lineage: Eukaryota; Fungi; Ascomycota; Eurotiomycetes; Eurotiales; Aspergillaceae
Exons: 5
Coding region: 1-1641 (546 amino acids)
Source: RefSeq, a predicted model, not a curated record